GUUGUUGGCGACCGCGCAGUAGCCCUUUGAAAAUCCUACGGGGAGGUGCAACUCCGUUUUAUUCACACGAUUUCGCUCUCCAUCCCCGCAUUUGUAACGUUUUAUCUCAAUAAAUCACGAUUUUGUUCCCAUAGAAAACGCGGGUUUUUAUGGGAAAUUAAACCCGAUGAAAAUGAGGGAUUCACCAAGAAAAAUAAUGAAGAAAAAAAUAAAAAUGGUGUUGAUUAUUAAUUGAAAUUUAAAAAAUAGAAAUAGCGAGAUGAACUUGUCGCAUCAAGAUAUGACUCUAACAGGUCCUAAUGCAACUCGACCACCGGAAAUUUACCGAUUCGUACCCGGAAUGACUCAAAAACCACAACCGGAUAAUAUUAUAACUCGAACCACAUCAUCCCCAGGGAAGAUAUUUAAUGGAACCGGAUUUUACAUCGAAGAUGAUACAGAAAUUGGAUUUAAUGAUCUUCAAACGUUAUUUUUGGCAUGUUUCGCGACGAUAACCCCCCUAAUUUUGACGGUUAUAACAGGAUUUGCAAUAAGGUCGUUGUGGAGGCGCUACUCGAAAAGAAGCGCCGAUAAAUUAUAUUCGGAUGCGGUCCGGAACGAAAGCAGCGUUGAGAGUGUUUCUCAACCACUUCAUACUCAUCUUUUUAAUAAUGAUAAGAGUACCGAAACUCAUCUAACGAUCGAAACGGCAGAGGAGAUUUGCGAAACUGCGACGACUACCACGAAAAAUUCGCUUCAAAACGCGAAAACGAAUCAUUCGAACACCAACGGAAGCAUCAUCACGAUGACGUUAAAGAAUAACCAUCUUAUUGUGGAAACUGAAGAAAGAAACGAUCUUGAAGAAGAUAGCAGAGCGACUAAAAUGAAAUAUUCGCCAAGUGCAAGAGAUGGCGUUUUCGUGGUGGAAGUACAACAAGGUGUGAGAAGAAGUCCCGGUUCGGGAAAUCUUCCGGUGAUUGCCGAAUCGGAUCAAACAGCUUUAAUACACGAUCCCCCAUCGAAGUACGACGAAGAAGACGAAGAAGAUUACUUGGAUUAUCCGGAAACGACUUCGCCCGUCAACACAGAAAACCUAAUUCAUAAUCAAACCGGUUUGACACAGUCGAAUCAAAGUCUCUCGGAGUUUUCUUACGUUUAUACGAAUCAAGUUGAGUAUACAAAUGGUGGCAGCGACGGAGGGAUUAAAAUAAAAAAGCCAGAAAAAAAUACAAAGCCAAAAAUAACGUCGGCUAUCUUUAAAAGUAUCGAUAGCAUGAAAAGUUUUGAAAUGCUUUCGGAUGAUUUGUUAACGGAGUUGAUUAUGCCUAAUAAUUCGAAGGGGUCUUCAAGGGAUGAUGACGAUUCUAUACAGGAAGAACAAAAUAGGUUGGGAAAUUACGAUCCUAAUGUUCCUGCGACAAUUAGCGAAACUGAUAAAUAAAUUUUAUCGUUAUGUA
Molecule: messenger RNA, 1436 nt
Organism: Onthophagus taurus
Lineage: Eukaryota; Metazoa; Arthropoda; Insecta; Coleoptera; Scarabaeidae
Source: RefSeq, a predicted model, not a curated record